Messenger RNA from Balaenoptera ricei (Rice's whale), 2230 nucleotides. It is a transcript of the gene GARIN1B, whose product is annotated as golgi associated RAB2 interactor 1B. Gene Ontology annotation, cellular component: nucleus. The record is from RefSeq and is a predicted model, not a curated record. Bases 1 to 1029 code for a protein of 342 amino acids. NCBI's taxonomy places the organism in Eukaryota, Metazoa, Chordata, Mammalia, Artiodactyla, Balaenopteridae. The transcript has 7 exons.
AUGUUGUCAUCAGUUCCACAUAGAAAGACUUGGAACAAAUCGAAGAAGACAGUAAAAGUCACAAGAUCCUAUCCAACCUUCCCUUCCCUGAAUGCCUGGGAAGAAUUCAGGGGCCUCUUUCCUGUGGAUAGGGAACCAAAUCCUGGAGUGGGCCUGGGUGUAGAGGAGGGACUGCUCUGCCAGAUGGUUCAUUCUCCAGAAUUCAACCUGUUUCCUGAAUCAGUGGUGUUUGAAAGCAACUUUGUCCAGGUCAAAAAGGGCAGGAACUGGAUAGACAUCUACAAAGCCUCCAACACCACGGCCCUUGGGGUGACCUCCUCUGUGCCCUGCCUGCCUCUUCCCAACAUCCUCUUCAUGGCCAGCGUCAAAUGGCACCAUGGGCAGAGCCAGACAUGGAACCAACCAACUACAGCCCCCAAGAUUAUCCUGAAGAGGAUUCUCCCUUUGAAGUUUGUGGAGCUCCAGGUCUGUGACCGCUUUCAACGUAUCCUGCGGUUGAGGACAGUCACGGAGAAGAUCUACUACCUAAGGCUCCACCCUGACCAUCCUGAGACUGUCUUCCACUUCUGGAUCCGACUGGUUCAAAUUCUGCAGAAGGGCCUGUCCAUCACCACCAAAGACCCUAGGAUUCUCAUCACUCACUGCCUGGUACCCAAGAACAGCUGCAGUCCCUCAGGAGACUCACAGUUAGUGCAGAAGAAACUCCAAGCCUCCCAGCCCAGCGAGAGCCUCACGCAGCUGAUGGCCAAGGGGGAGAGUGAGGCCCUCUCUCAGAUCUUUGCCGACUUGCACCAGCACAACCAGUUCAGGAGCAGCAGAAAGACAGAGAAAAAAAAGGACAGUCCAGAAAAAAAACGUCCCAGUGAAGACUCCAUCCCUUGCACCCGUGACCUCAGCUGGAGGGAGUCGUUCACCUAUGGAGAGUGGGAAAGAGAGAACCCCUCUGGGCCGCAGCCCCUCUCGCUCCUCAGCACUCUGGCAGCCUCCACCGGGCCCCGGCUGGCACCACUCAUAGGAAGUUCUAUUUGAGCCACCCUUUCACACUGGAGAGAAUCUACGCAACCCUCGCCAACGCCACUCUGCAGCAUUCAGCUUUCUGAGGGACUCUGUCUGGAUGGAGGGGAGGAGAAAGCGGUAACUAAGGAAAAACUAGAACCAUCUCACGCUGACAACAUAGCCUUUCCCUGGAGAACCACUUGGGAACAUGGCUCCUGGAUGAGAAGCAUUAUUCCAGCAUCAUUCCAGUCCAUAACUUCAUGUCCUCACCACUGCACAUCACCACACCUCACCUCCGUUCCAGCACAAGAAAACGUGCUCUCAGAAGGACCAGAACCACGAUGGAGAGAAGGAAGGAAAAGGACCAGGACCAGAGGAGAGGUGGAAGAGAACAAAACGGGGGUGAAGAGGAAUGUGGAGGGUGGAAAUCAGAGAAGAGGGAAGAUGCAGAAAAGUGGUGACAGAAAGUAACAGAAGAGAGGACAAGAGAAGUACACCUCUGAGAGAGGCCUCACCAAGCUUCUAUUUAUCUAAUUUAAAACUUGAAAGUAAGGCCAUAUACCAAAAGAGAUAUGUGUUUUCUUCUCCGUUCAGAUUCCUCUGGACAAGGAUGAGGAGACAGAAAUGAAUUCCAGCCAAAGGCUUCUCCUUAAAUGUCCCUUUUGCCAGUUUCUCUUGUUAGUCUCUCUUUUCUGAUUCAAGCUUUAGACCUUCUUCCUUAGUGCAUUCCCUAACUUGAACUUGCUAGCCUGGCCCUGCUGUUCCAAAUGGCGGUUUGGGUUUGAGGCUGCAGAAAGGUUCCUGCAGGAGGUUGUAAGACAAGGUCUGUGAAGUAGGCAAAGUUUCUCUUUUGUGUUCAAACUUUCAAAGUUUACUAUUGUCUCAGCCCUACAAACACUGGCUCACUUUCUUUUGCAUAUGACACCCCCUUGAAAUGUUGACAUAUCUUGUUAGUGCUUAUUAGAGAUUCCAAAGAGAAGAGACACAGGCUCAAAGCACAGGUAAAUCAGAGGUUCCAGGCUUGAAGUGUAGGUAAAAUCAGGGGUUCACAAAUUAUAGAUCAAGAGAGUCACUAAGGAGGGUCUGCCAGACAGCCCAUGGACUGGCCUCUAUUUAAAAUGCACAAUAUUUCACAUUCAAUAAAAACCAGACUAUGAGUAUUUCAGAAAAGCUACCCAACCUUCUAAUUGGAAAGUUUUUUUGGAUGUCUUGCUUUGAUUUAGGAUAUCCUAGG